Messenger RNA from Lotus japonicus, 1827 nucleotides. Its product is annotated as telomere repeat-binding factor 2-like. Gene Ontology annotation, biological process: nucleosome assembly. Lineage: Eukaryota; Viridiplantae; Streptophyta; Magnoliopsida; Fabales; Fabaceae. Gene Ontology annotation, cellular component: nucleosome. The transcript has 9 exons. The coding region runs from base 481 to 1410 and encodes 309 amino acids. The record is from RefSeq and is a predicted model, not a curated record. Gene Ontology annotation, molecular function: double-stranded telomeric DNA binding.
CGUCCAUUCAAUUGAGAACCUCAUUGAUCUUUUCUAGGGUUAGGGUUUCCGUAGACUCGUUCCAAGAAUGAAAAAGAGAAGAAGCAUUUUCAGAAAUUGAGUGGAUCCUUUUACAAUUUUCCAACAACAUUUUCAACCUUCAAUUCGAUUUCUCCCAAAUUCGCACCUUCACCCUCUGUUUCUCUAAUGCCAAGUUUACCACCAACUCUUUUCUAAAUCCUCAUCCUUUUUCCCCCAAUUCAAACAAAUUUGAGAUGAAUAACAUAAAAGAUGGUUGCUGGAUUUUCCCGAGCUGUGUUGUCUCUUGUCAAACAUUGGAUGUAUAGUAAAUGAAGUUAAUUUGGAAUUUGAGGUGAAUAGUAGUCCGAUAUUUCUGGUUUGUUGAUGGACAUGCAAAAGAGGGCUGCACUGGACUUCUUAGUUUUCCUUUAAAGUAAAGCAAAAACUAAACUGUCAUAAAGAGGUUGUGGACUUCUUUUAAUGGGUGCUCCUAAGCAGAAAUGGACUGCAGAAGAAGAAGCGGCGCUGAAAGCUGGAGUAGUCAAACACGGGGCUGGAAAAUGGCGCACCAUACUUACAGACCCAGAGUACAGUGCUGUUUUGCGCAUGCGUUCUAAUGUAGAUCUCAAGGACAAAUGGAGGAACAUAAAUGUGACAGCAAUAUGGGGAUCUAGGCAGAAAGCAAAGCUUGCAAAGAACCUACCAGCCCCCAAACUUGUGAAUAACCACACAGCUUUGAGUACCAUAGUUCAACAUGAAGAUGAUGCGAAUACCAAGCCUCUUGCAGUUUCUGGUGGAACAACUCCUAAUUCUAAAGAGCAAAUAUCAAGGUUGGAUAAUCUUAUAUUAGAUUCUAUCAUCAGGUUGAAGGAGCCCAAGGGUUCUGACCGAGCUGCCAUUGCUGCUUAUAUAGAGGAUCAAUACUGGUCUCCGUCGAACCUCAGAACGUUACUGUCAACAAAACUGAAGCAUAUGGUGGCAAGUGGCAAAUUAAUUAAGAUAAAGCAUAAGUACAGGAUUGCAACAAAUUCAACUAUAUCUGAGAAACAAAGAUGCUCUUCCUUGUUGCUUUUGGAUGGGAGGCCCAAAGAUUCCCCAAAAGCAGAGAAGUCUAAUAAUAUCCUUUCAAAAUCCCAAAUUGAUGCAGAGAUAUCAAAAGCAAGGGGCGUGGUGGCAGCUCAAGAAGCAGCAGCAGCUGCAGCAAAAGCAGUUGCAGAGGCAGAAGCUGCGAUUGCUGAGGCUGAGGCAGCAGCUAGGGAGGCAGAGGCUGCAGAAGCUGAAGCAGAGCAGGCCCGAGUGUUUGCAAAAGCACUAACGAAGGCACUAAAAUGCAGAACGCUUCAUAUUUGCUCUAUUCCAUCACCAUCAUUUCCUAAUGCACCUAUCCAAUUGUUCCAGAACUACUCGUGACAAAAUCUACAACGGUAUCAUCAGCUUGUGCAUGGUUGUUGACAUGAGCAGUGUUUUGGCUUCAGGUGCUUCCUGAAUGUAUUUAAGUAUUGUGCAUAAUUUAGGCUUGUAAAUUAGGAAGGUGCGGCAUCAAUCCAUGGAAUAUUUACUAGGAGUCAGUAAGUUCACCCACAAACUGAGAGAAGUCUGGUCACACCUCAACAACCAGCAAACUUACACAUUGAUUUUUGUUAUGAUUUUCUGCCUCUUUUUGUUUCUGUUACCGUCUUUCUACAUUUUGAGGUUACAUUGUAUUUCAUCUUGUCAUCUGUUAUGAAAGUAAGUAAUCAUCAUUAGAAUCAUACUGAUCAGGGCUCCAUAAUAGAGUCAGCAGCAGGGGCUUAUUCGAUGAGUUGAAAUGAAAAUACCAGUUGAAGA